CAGCAUUUACAACUUAAACCCCCAAAAAAGUAGUUGUUUAAAUUAGUCAAAAACACACUCUCUAGAAUCUUCUUCGAUCACUUCAAAGCAAGAUUAACUAGUAAACUACAGACCUAAUUCAUAAUCAGUUGACUGAUAGAAAGAAGAUUUUGAGGUCAGUUUGGAUAUGGAGGAAGUGCAACAGCAGCAGCCGAAUGGAUCAGUAGGUCAAGAUGGUGAAACUGAAAUCGCGCCUAAUGGUUCAUCUGAGACUCAUGGAGAGCCUCCUCAAAAUGGUCAAGAUGCUGAGGAGGAAAUUGUGAUGGAAGGAUCUUCAUUUGUGCAAGGAGGACCUCCUCAAGAUGAUAACGGACCUCCUAAAGUUGAUACCAAAGUGGACGUUAUCCAUGAAAAAGUUACAAAGCAAGUCAUUAAGGAAGGUCAUGGUGAAAAGCCAUCAAAAUAUUCAACUUGCUUUUUGCACUACAGAGCAUGGACUGAAAGUACCCAGCACAAGUUUGAAGACACUUGGCAGGAGCUACAACUAACUGAAUUAGUCUUAGGGAAAGAGAAAAAAGAGAUGACAGGAUUGGCAAUUGGGGUGUCCUCCAUGAAAGCUGGUGAGCGCGCUCUCUUACAUGUGGGUUGGGAAUUAGGGUAUGGUGAAGAAGGAAGCUUUUCAUUUCCAAAUGUGCCACCUAAGGCAGAUAUCAUCUAUGAAGUCGAGUUAGUCGGUUUUGAUGAAACCAAAGAAGGGAAAGCGCGUAGUGACAUGACAGUAGAAGAGAGAAUCAGUGCAGCAGAUAGAAGAAGGAUGGAUGGAAAUAAUUUGUUUAAAGAAGACAAAUUAGAGGAGGCUAUGCAACAAUAUGAAAUGGCCAUUGCAUACAUGGGUGACGAUUUCAUGUUCCAGUUAUUUGGAAAGUAUCAGGACAUGGCUGUGGCGGUCAAAAACCCGUGUCACCUUAACAUGGCAGCUUGUUUGAUAAAGCUUAAACGCUAUGAAGAAGCCAUUGCUCAAUGCUCUAUCGUACUCGCAGAGGAUCAAAAUAAUGUGAAAGCACUAUUCAGACGAGGGAAAGCUAGAUCUGAACUCGGGCAGACAGAUGCUGCCCGAGAAGACUUCACGAAAGCCCGUAAACAUGCCCCAGAAGACAAAGCAAUCUCAAAGGAACUGCGUGCACUAGCCGAACAAGACAAGAUCGUUUAUCAAAAACAAAAGGAGCUGUACAAAGGAUUGUUCGGGCCAAGACCCGAACCCAAAAAACCCAAGACGGUUACUAGCUGGUUUCUUGUAGUUUGGCAGUGGCUGAUCUCACUAUUCUAUGGUCUUUUCAGGCGUGAAAGGAUCAAAACCGAAUGAUCAAUGUUAUAUAUGUUAUAUUAUGGAUAUUAAAUGUUGACUUUCAUGACAUUCCUAUCUUUGUGUAACGUUGACUUUUUAUGUGACAAUUUUACCGAGUAAGCUAGUUUAUUUAUUGGGAAAAGUGAAUA
Messenger RNA from Helianthus annuus (common sunflower), 1473 nucleotides. Its product is annotated as peptidyl-prolyl cis-trans isomerase FKBP42. The record is from RefSeq and is a predicted model, not a curated record. The transcript has 9 exons. Gene Ontology annotation, molecular function: protein binding; peptidyl-prolyl cis-trans isomerase activity. The coding region runs from base 167 to 1342 and encodes 391 amino acids. NCBI's taxonomy places the organism in Eukaryota, Viridiplantae, Streptophyta, Magnoliopsida, Asterales, Asteraceae.